Molecule: messenger RNA, 441 nt
Organism: Closterium sp. NIES-65
Lineage: Eukaryota; Viridiplantae; Streptophyta; Zygnematophyceae; Desmidiales; Closteriaceae
Source: the annotation of a GenBank genome assembly
AUGCCCGUGAGUUGCAGAACCCGGGUCGCAACCCCUGCCUUCUUCCUCCCUUUCCCCCUUGUUCCCCCCGUUUCCCAUUCUUCCCGCCAUUUCCCCUUUCUGCCCCCCUUUCCCCCUUCUUCAACCCCUUUCCCCUUUCUUCCCCCCUUCCCCCUUCUUUCCCGGUUCCCCCCUCACUUCCCCCCUCCUUUCCCCCUUCUUCCCCCAUCUCACCAUUUUUCCCCCUUCCCCCCAUUCCCUCCCUCCCCCUCCCCCUCUUGCCCCUCCCUUUCUCAUUCUCCCAACCUGCUCUCUCCCUCCCUCCCCACCUUCCGUCGUGGGUCCUUCCCCUCUUCCUUUUCCAACUUUCCUUUCCUCUGUCCCCUCCCCAUCCCCCCCGUGCCUGCAUCCCCUCUCGCCAUUGCACUCCCAUCUUCAUCCACGUCCGUUCUCCCUCGUUGA